Messenger RNA from Xiphophorus hellerii (green swordtail), 2033 nucleotides. Its product is annotated as B-cell receptor CD22-like. The transcript has 11 exons. NCBI's taxonomy places the organism in Eukaryota, Metazoa, Chordata, Actinopteri, Cyprinodontiformes, Poeciliidae. The record is from RefSeq and is a predicted model, not a curated record. Gene Ontology annotation, molecular function: transmembrane signaling receptor activity. The coding region runs from base 521 to 1318 and encodes 265 amino acids. Gene Ontology annotation, cellular component: external side of plasma membrane. Gene Ontology annotation, biological process: cell surface receptor signaling pathway; immune response.
AAUGAAAACAGCGUUAUCACUGUGACACAAGGAGGAAUCUACAGGUGUGAAGGAGAGAGAGGAAAACCAGAAUCCUACAGUGAAUCAAGUGACGAGGUCACCGUCCAGAUAAGCUUUUCCAACAAGGUUGUUGUGACUCGACAACUAAACUGGCCUCAGAUGUUCAGUGGUGAGUCGAUCACUCUGACAUGUGAGGUCCAGGGAGGAGAAACCACUGAGUGGACAUGUGAAUGGAGGAGACCUGGGUUGGCCACUCACAGAGUAUAUGGUAAAGACUGGACUUUCAGACUCCCUGACUCCAGUAGUUUAGACUACAUGUGUCGUUGUAGGAGAAGAGAUGACUGGUAUUCGUCAACGAAGUGGAGUGAAACCAUCACACUGUUUGUAUCAGACAAACCCAGAGCCAAACUGACAGCAAGUUCAACAACCAUACCAGGAGGGGGCAGUGUGACACUGAGCUGCUCAGUGGAGCCCUCUGCUGGAUGGAAAUACAGAUGGUUCAGUCGGACCUCAGACGGACAUGAAGGUCAUGUCAGCACUAAUAAUGAAGAAAACAGAGAUCACUGUGACACAAGCAGGAAUCUACAGGUGUUAUGGAGUGAGAGGAAAUCCUGAAUUCUACACUGAACCAAGUGAUGACGUCACUAUCCGGAUAAGCUUUUCCAACAAGGUUGUUGUGACUCGACAACCAAACCGGCCUCAGAUCUUCAGUGGUGAGUCGAUCACUCUGACAUGUGAGGUCCAGGGAGGAGAAACUACUGGGUGGACGUGUGAAUGGAGGAGAUCUGGGUCAAUAAUACACAGGACAGACAGUAAAGACUGGACUUUCAAUGUCUCUGAGUCCAGCAGUGGAUACUACAUGUGUCAGUGUAGAAGCAGAGAUGACUGGUAUUCUACAACACAGUGGAGUGAAACCAUCAGACUGUCUGUAUCAGGUAAACCAAAGGCCCAGUUGAAUAGUAAUAGCAGAGAGAUACCAGCAGGAGGCAGAGUGACACUGACCUGUAUAGUGGACUCAUCGUCAUCUGGUUGGAAAUAUUUCUGGUACAAAGAGCGAGACUCCUCAGAGCCUCUGACCAGAGAAGAAGCUGUUUUCCCUUCAAAUGGACAAAUGAGUGUCUCAGAGGAGGGACUGUACUGGUGCAGAGGAGGACGAGGACGACCAGUUUACUACACAGACUACAGUGACAGAAUCAGCAUCACUAAGAAUGUAACUGUGUCCAGUCCCACCAGCUCUUCAUUUCCUAUUAUGUCUAUUAUUGGACCAUUUGUUGGAAUCAUUCUCAUCAUUCUCCUCCUCUUGUUGUGGCGUUACUGACUGUCAAAGGAUUUGUCCUGUCUCAGGUCAUUUCAGUCUGAAAGCAGCAGCCAGAGGCCGACCACUAAUCAUGGAGUGAACAAGACUGAAAAUGAUUACAGCUCUCUGCUGCAUGGCACCUCUUCUAUCUAUCACAUUAUCCGUCCGCGUGGAGCCGCUGGAAAUGAUGAAGCUGUGACAUACACAAAGAGAAGAGAGAGACCUCAUCAUCCAGAGGAAAGUUCUGCUUAUGUCAAUGUGAGACCAGGAAAUAACAGCUCAGCCUGAAGGUCAUAUGAGGAAAUGUUCCUUCUGCAUUUAAAAGUUCUACUUACAGUUCUGAUUUUUGUUAUGAAUUUACUACCGUAUCCCAGCUGUCUUCAUUCUCUAACAAAGUUUACUGACAAUAAUCACAUUGCUGCAUUUUUAAAAAAGUAUCCUGUUUUCUGCCUUGUAGGCUGCAUGCUGUGCUGGUUUAUUCUGCACUGUAAUCUAAUCUAGUAAUUCAAAUAUGAGUUGAUUUAAUCCAGGUGCAAUAGUCAUUUAUUACCAAGAUUCAUAAAAUGAAAUAAGAAAAUUGCUGUCAUCAUUCUUACUCAGCAUUUGUAGCUUUUCCGCUUUUCCUCUGCAAGCAGUAAAAAAACAAUAUUUGCACAGUUUGAAUAUUGUGGUGCUUUUAUUGUUCCUUUUGUGAAUGAUAUGAGAAUAAAGCCUCUGGAGCAUUGUGAAAUGUUAA